Chaetura pelagica (chimney swift) is the source of this 1382-nucleotide messenger RNA. It is a transcript of the gene MC4R, whose product is annotated as melanocortin 4 receptor. NCBI's taxonomy places the organism in Eukaryota, Metazoa, Chordata, Aves, Apodiformes, Apodidae. Gene Ontology annotation, biological process: G protein-coupled receptor signaling pathway. The coding region runs from base 387 to 1382 and encodes 331 amino acids. Gene Ontology annotation, cellular component: membrane. The record is from RefSeq and is a predicted model, not a curated record. The transcript has a single exon. Gene Ontology annotation, molecular function: melanocyte-stimulating hormone receptor activity.
CUCCACAGCAGUCACCUGAGCAUAUUAUGUUUGCCUCCCUUAAUGAAAGGGAACAAAAAAGCCUUGCAGCAUACCAGUGAACUAAACAGGAACUGACCAUAGGGGAAACCUGAUGAAAACUUACAGACUGUUGGGACUCUGCAACACAGAUCACCCAGGCAAAUGUGAUGAUGAUCUAAAACUGCAUCUGUGAGGGAGUAAACCAGUAUUUCUGAGUUUGAAACCUUGUUUUGUGACAACAGUCAAAGUGUUCUGAACUGCUACCUGCUUUGGUGCUGGCUUGUUUUUCUUCUCCUCCCAAGCUGAAAAGUCAAAGAAGAUUUUCAAAGAAAUACAAAAGGAACAGGAGCUUUAAAAGCAGGAAGCUGAAAGGGGCUCUCCAUAAGAUGAAUUUUACACAGCACCGUGGGACACUCCAGCUUCUCCAUUUCUGGAACCACAGCUAUGGACUGCAUGGAGGUGCCAGUGAGCCCAAUGCAAAGGACCAUUCUUCAGGAGGCUGCUACGAGCAACUCUUUGUAUCCCCUGAAGUGUUUGUGACUCUGGGCAUCAUCAGCUUACUGGAGAACGUCUUGGUCAUUGUGGCAAUAGCCAAGAACAAGAACCUCCAUUCACCCAUGUACUUCUUCAUCUGUAGCUUGGCAGUGGCUGACAUGCUAGUGAGUGUAUCUAAUGGAUCGGAAACUAUUGUCAUCACGCUGCUAAACAAUACAGACACAGAUGCACAGAGCUUUACCAUAAACAUUGACAAUGUCAUUGAUUCAGUGAUUUGCAGUUCCUUGCUUGCAUCAAUUUGCAGUCUCCUCUCAAUAGCAGUGGACAGGUACUUUACUAUAUUUUACGCCCUCCAGUACCAUAAUAUCAUGACGGUGAAACGCGUAGGGGUCAUCAUCACCUGCAUAUGGGCUGCUUGCACAGUCUCAGGCAUUUUGUUCAUAAUUUACUCUGACAGCAGUGUUGUCAUCAUCUGCCUUAUUAGCAUGUUCUUCACUAUGCUCAUUCUCAUGGCAUCCCUCUAUGUCCACAUGUUCAUGAUGGCUCGGAUGCAUAUCAAAAAGAUUGCUGUUCUUCCAGGGACUGGCCCUAUUCGCCAAGGGGCCAACAUGAAAGGGGCCAUCACUCUCACCAUCCUGAUUGGAGUUUUUGUUGUGUGCUGGGCUCCAUUCUUCCUGCACCUGAUUUUCUACAUCUCCUGCCCAUACAACCCUUACUGUGUGUGCUUCAUGUCCCACUUUAACUUCUACCUCAUUCUCAUCAUGUGCAAUUCCAUCAUUGAUCCACUCAUCUAUGCAUUCCGGAGUCAGGAGCUCAGGAAAACAUUCAAAGAGAUUAUAUGCUGCUGUAGCCUGAGAGGGCUUUGUGAUUUGCCUGGCAAAUAUUAA